Molecule: messenger RNA, 492 nt
Organism: Mesorhabditis belari
Lineage: Eukaryota; Metazoa; Nematoda; Chromadorea; Rhabditida; Rhabditidae
Source: the annotation of a GenBank genome assembly
AUGUUUGACAACUUUCGUCGACAACCAAGCGAACAGGAAAACGAUGCGGAAACGCCGGCAACCGAUCCUGCCUAUAACGUUCAAGAAAGCAGUUGGGGCCUCAGUUGGGACACUCGAGUCCAGUGCUUUGCCGGUUGCUUCAUUCUUUCGUGCGUCUCCUCACUAUGCGCAAGCGCAUUGCUGGUGAUUGGACGUUUCACCGGCUUUUGCGUCUUGACCUCAGUUGGCAGUUUAUUGUCGUUAGGAGGGACAUGUUUCUUAUCCGGUCCAAUCAAACAAUGCAAGAGCAUGUUCGCGGCGAAUCGUUGGGUGGCCAGUCUGGCCUAUAUCGGAUUCAUUUUAGCGGCAUUGAUAUCUGGAAUGGUGCUCAACAAUGCUCCGCUUGCAAUCAUUUUCACCGUGCUACAAUAUUUGGCAAUGGCCUAUUAUUCGCUCACCUAUAUUCCGUUUGCCAGGCGUUGGAUAGAUCAUGUGUUGUGCUCAUGCCUCGGC